Messenger RNA from Labeo rohita (rohu), 2911 nucleotides. RefSeq names its product purinergic receptor P2Y11 (gene p2ry11). Gene Ontology annotation, cellular component: plasma membrane. Gene Ontology annotation, biological process: G protein-coupled receptor signaling pathway; cellular response to ATP; calcium-mediated signaling. The record is from RefSeq and is a predicted model, not a curated record. The coding region runs from base 164 to 1060 and encodes 298 amino acids. NCBI's taxonomy places the organism in Eukaryota, Metazoa, Chordata, Actinopteri, Cypriniformes, Cyprinidae. The transcript has 2 exons. Gene Ontology annotation, molecular function: neurotransmitter receptor activity; G protein-coupled ATP receptor activity.
CUUUCAAUGUCACGUGUGCUUGCCUGUGUGAUUUCACUCAGCGGUCUGUUUUUCGAAAAAGUGCCCUUCUUGCACGAGACAGGAAGUUUGGUAGCAUUUCAUGGGUGACUGUCGGAGUAUUUAGUCAAGCAGACGUACUUGGGGUCGGAGACCACGCUACACAAUGUGCGACAACAUUACAGGCUAUGAGUUUCAAAUCAAGCUCCUUCCCCCAAUGUAUAGCAUUGAGAUGUGUGUGGCUCUUGUAGGGAAUAUAUUUGCCCUGUGGCUCCUGGUGACCAGAGAGAGGCAGAACUGGCACACCGGAGUAGUGUUCUCCUGUAACCUGGCCAUCUGUGACAUUCUUUAUGUCCUGACCUUGCCUUUGCUCAUCAUUUAUUAUGCCCGUGAGAAGCGUUGGCCCUUUGGAGAUGCAGGAUGCAAAAUCGAACGCUUCCUCUUCAACUGCAACCUCUAUGGCAGCAUUUACUUCAUCAUGUGCAUCAGCGUCAACAGAUACAUUGCUAUAGUUUUCCCAUUCUUCACCCGGAGCUACGUGCGCCCUAGACAUGCAAAGAUCGCAAGCGUGCUGACAUGGUUCAUAGUGAUCAUCGCUUCAUCGCCAGUCCUCAAAUUUGCUGGAACCGAAGUUAAAAAAAACACUCUUUGUACCUCAUGUCAUAAUGAAACCCAGACAAAAUCCCAUUUUAAGUACACCCUAUUUCUUGCAGUUGUAGGAUGCAUGAUUCCUUUGUUAGUUACCUUUGCGUCAUAUUUUGGUGUGAUUUGGACCGUUCUGAGAAAUAAAAACAUAACCACGCUAGAAAAGAGGAAGGUAGCUCUGAUGGUCUCUCUGGUCUGCAUCCUUUACGCCACGUCAUUUGUGCCCUACCAUUUACUGCAGACGUACAAUAAUUAUCUGAAGUCGAUUAAGACUGUGAACUGCAGGGUGUAUAAUUCUUAUCAAGUGUCAAAAGGCCUGGCCAUUCUGAAUAUGUGCUUGCAUCCGCUUCUAUACAUGGCUGUGUUUGACAGCAUACGAACAGUUUGCUGUGGAAAGAGUUCAGAUGACGAACCUUGAUACAGUAUCUUGGGCAAAACCUCACACUGUGGCUUCCUGGAUGUAAAUUAAGUGCAGUGUUUUUGUUGAUGCUUUUACUCUGCUUCUGCACAUCUGCAAGCAACAAACCAACUAAAAAAAUUAUUAUCUUUGUGUCAUUUCUGUGUUCAAAAGCAAGCAAGAACAUAUCUGACAGUACAAACUGACUAUUAAAAUGUGUGUAAUGUAUUUGAAGCUGCAAAAAAGCCAAUGACAGAUAUUUAAGAUAAGACUGGCUCUGUUUUUUUUUUUAAGUUAAUUUAUUUAAUUAAGUACAUAUUUUUCCAAAAUGGUGGUUUUGGGGUACAUUGGUCUCCAAAAUGAUUUCAGACCUUUGUGAUAUAAAAUAUUACUUUUAUUGUACGUCAUAGCUGGUAUUUCUUAAGGAUUGUUCAAAGACAAUCCUUAAGACAACAAGACAGCUAAAAGGAAGACAGAAAUAAUCUACAGAACUGAGACCUAAAUUCCUGAUUAAAUAACAUUAGUGCGAUAAAGGCGUAAUGCAUAACUAAAGUAAAGUCAAGUUUGUUACUGAUUUCCCAAUAGAUAUUGGUUAAAAAAGCAGCUUCAGAGAAAUCAUGCCAUCUAAAGCUCAGACAAGCGCCUGCUCAGGCAAGAUAAGUAAAUAUGUGACCUUGGACCACAAAACCAGUCAUAAGGGACAAAAUUUUGACAUUGAAGUUUAUACAAAAUCUGAAAGAUGAAAGUUAAAUAAGCUUUCCAUUGAUGUAUGGUUUGUUAGGAUAGCACAAUAUUUGGCUGAGAUCCAACUAUUUGAAAAUCUGUAUAUCUGCAAUAAAGCGAAAUUUAUACCACUAUAGAAAAGUUUUCAGAGUCCUUGACUUGCAAAUAUGAAAUUCACGAAAUCUCCACUGGAGAAAGAAAUGCAUUUACAGAUUAUAUAAUCAGGUAGGCUAGUAGCAUAUCUGAUUUCGUUUUGAAUAGGCAAGCUUUCUUUAGAUUUAUUUCUUAUGUAUGUAAGGCACCCAAAUUUUAAGUUUGUUUCAUUAUCAAAAAAAAAAUGCAAGUAAUCGCGCAGGCGCCUCCCUGUCAUGCUUGAGCAUUAAUUCGUUUCCGAACAAACAUUUGAAUAUGGAUAAUAGCUUAGAGCACAUUUAUAUUAGGUUAACACUAGAGUGUGGGAUCCGCAUUAAAAUAAAUAAAACAGAUGUAGUUAUAACCUGCAAAUUGAAGGCUGUAUAAUAACGGGAUGAUGUCGAUGCCGCUCCAAUUUGUUGUUGUUGUUGAAACUUGUUUCAAUGACUCUCAUAAACCCGUUUUAAUAAAUCGCUAAUGCAUUAAAUAAUAAAGAUAUCAAACAGGAUAAGUUACUGAAUAUUGUACACAUAUAAAUAUUUAUAAAACGAUAGACUGCGAAUAAGAUUACAGUUUCACAUUUUGCAACUGCAUCUGCGAUUAGUUUUAACAUGCAGUGAUACAAAAUAACACCAAACAAGAUUUGUAAUGAAGAAAAAAUAUUUAGACAAACAAGAAUGAAUGAUGUUACUCCACAGCACAUCUCUUGCGCGUUGCAGCAGCACGUAAAUCUUGCUCUCUACAUGAAUGCAGCACACAGCGACACAAGUUUUGUGUAAAACAUAAGAUAAGAUAAGAUUUAAUAUGAAGCGUCCGUAACGGUCACGUCCGUAACGCAUUAUAUGAUUGAUAAGAGCAAAGAAUAGAGAUGAGCUGUCCCAGCAAGCAAUUUUUGGUCUAAAAAAUGUAUAUUAGCCGUUGAAACACAGCCUAGACGUCUAGGCUAAAAUAAGGUUGUCAUUGGGCUGUCAGUGAAAAUUUAAUAGACGUCUAAACAUAGCCCUAGAAUAGACUAUA